This is a messenger RNA of Prorocentrum cordatum, 4263 nucleotides long. NCBI's taxonomy places the organism in Eukaryota, Dinophyceae, Prorocentrales, Prorocentraceae. The record is from the annotation of a GenBank genome assembly.
AUGGGCAAACAGAGACUUCGAUCGGCAGAGUCGAGGUCCAACCGACAACUACGAGGCUCGGCGCUGCGGCGACACGCAGCGGGCGAGCAGCCAUCCACAGAGGAGCAGAGGGCCUUGAACCUGAAGCGCCUCGAGAAGGAGACCGACGACGACCUCGACGAACAGCUCAGGAAGGACGAGGACGACGAGGCCAGGAAGGAGGAGGCCGACGACACCAAGAGGAGCGAGGCCGCGGCUCGUGCGAGAGCUGCCCCGCUGGUCCCGACCAGCGUGGACACAAGGUGGUCUCCGACCGUGCGAGCCCACCUCGGAGCAGUUUCCGGCCGGAUGCUGGAGCUCAUCCAGAAGGCGGAGAGCUUCGACGAGGGCCUCGACAGGGUGGACCUGGACCCGGGCGACGACCAGCUGGACGCACAGCUGUACGUCAUCCUGACGAUGCCGGAGUUCGAGCCGAAGUUCGCGUCUCGCAAGAUGGCCCUGCAGCAGGCGUACCUCAGCUUCACGUUCAACAAGGACGAGGACCCGCGGAAGGGCAUCGACAGGCUCGAGACGCAGAUCCGCCAAUACCAGGCCGACACCAAGAAGACCGUCGACGACGACACCCGGACCGGAGUGCUGUUGAAGGCGCUGGCCGGCGGCAGCGAGUUGCAGAAGAAGUUGGGCGACCACCUCGUUCUCAACGCGUACCGCGUGGACACCUUCAUCGAGAUGAAGAGGGAGAUCCAGGAGUACCUCGGAGUCAAGCAGUGGCUCGUCCCUGGCGGUUCGGCGGAAGUCCUGGCCGUGGGAGCCGGCGAUAAAACUAGCCAGAAGAACCAGGUAAAGGGCGAGCUCAAGAUCAAGUUCGCCGGAGAUUGCUACUGCUGUGGCAAGCCUGGCCAUAAGAAAGUAGACUGCUGGUUGGACAUCGCUGCGAUCGAGGAGCAGAUGCGGGCGCUCAGCCUGAGCAUCGGCGCGCUGAAGGACCAGGACUGUGGGAGCGUGGAGCUGUGCCGGGUCUCCGAGACGCAGGAGGUCGGCAUGGUCCACGCCCAGACGGCGACGAACCGCGUAACGAUGGGCCUCGACAGCGGCGCGGAGGUCACGGUGUGGCCCCCAGAGCUCUUCCCGCAGCCUCUGCUGGCGAUGUGCUCGAUGAUGGACGGCGGCCACGACCUGCAUUUCAAGUGCGGCGGCCGGUGCUACGCCAAGCACUGCAAGACCGGGAAGGAGAUCGAGAUCACACGUCGAGGAGGUAAAUUUGAGAUCGACGCCGAGGUCGUGCUGCCGCAUGAGAUCGAUCACAUGCCCUACGCUGCUUGGUGCCGUAGCUGCGUGGCUGGCAAGGGUAAGGCGGACCCACACUUCCUGAAGACCUCCGACGACUUGGGUGUCCAGGGAGUGGCUUGUGACUACUGCUUCAUGGGUGACGCCGUCGAGAGCGACAAGGCUACCGACAAGUGCUUGCCCAUCCUUGUCCACAAUUUCUACGGCGAUCGCUGGGUAUCGGCACGCGUGGUUCCACGCAAGGGUCCAGAGACGUACGCUGUGAAGGCCACGGUGGACGACGUGAUGCAGUCGCUCAAGCAGGAGGUGGUGAAGAAGUUACGGAAGGUUGCUGGCCCUGUGGACGUCAUCUUGGAAGAGAGCAGCACGUCCGAGUCGCAGCAGAAUGCUGUUGUCGAGCGUGCUAUCUGGGAGGUCCAGAGCACGGCUCGCACCCUAGUGCACGCGUGCUUGGAACAUCAUCGCGUCCAGGUGCCCCUUAAGCACCCUCUGAGGAUCUAUGCCGUGGAGUACGCAGGGCAACUACUGAACAGGUCCCAGCCUGCCGCCAAGGACAGCAGGACCGCCUGCGAGAUACGCAAAGGCAAGACCUAUCGCCGGAAGCUGCCUCCAUUCGGGGAAGCCGUGAUGUACAUGCCAAUGUCGACGGCACGGCGGCGACGGAAGUUCGAGGACAGGUGGGAGACCGGCAUCUACUUGGGGCUGGUGGAGCGCAGCAACAUGUUGCUCGUCGGCACGCCCCGCGGCGUCUUCAAGGUGAACUGCGUGAAGCGGUUGCCGGAGAUCCAGUCCAGCGAUCCGGAGCUCUUGAAAUCCAUCGUCGGGGUCCCCUGGGACCCAGUACCUGGAGAACCAGGUCCGAGGUUCGACAUCGAGUCGAAGAAGCCCAUCGUCGACGAGGUGAGGCAGGAGCACCACCAGACAGACGACCAGGGGGAGCACAGGUUCUACGACCAGGCGAAGUCGCAGGAGAGGCGCCGACGGAGGCGGGUAGCCCCGCGCCGUCGGACCAGCCAGGGAGCGCGCCGGAAGCGGGUAGCCCCGCGCUGGCUGACGCUCGGAGACAGCCGGGGAGCGCCCCGGAAGCGGGUAGCCCCGCGCCGGCGGACGCUCGGAGCCAGCCGGAUUCGCCAGAAGCGGGUAGCACCGUGCCGGCUAGCAGUCCAGGCCAGGCUCAGGCACCCCCUCGAGCAGAAGCGGGUAGCACCGCACUGCGGAGAGGUCGCGGAGGUUGUGGGCGAGCUGAUGCACCUGGGAGCGGCUAUCGGGCCGCGGCUGCAGGAGGCGAUCCAGCAGCCUAGCAAGGACGACGUCGACGUUAUCGAGUCGGAAAAGUUCUGCAGGAAGCGGUUCACUGACCAGGCGUCCUGGUGGGGAGUGCACCCCGGGGUCGCACUAGAUCUGACUACGGGUUGGGAUCUUGAUGACCAGACGCACGUGGAGCAGCAUGUGAAGGCCGGAAGGGCCGCAGGAUGGUUGACCAACUCUGGAUGUAUAGCCGAGGAGCUCACGAAGCUCCAGGGCAACGACAACGAAAAUGCCACCAGAAGCGCGGGGGCCGUGAGUCCCGCCGCGGAGAAUAGGCCGGCCAUAGUGGCGGCAGUGUUGCGGGGUCUGCGCAGGCAGCUGCAGCAGGACGGCGCGGUCAGCAUCAACGCCCUGGAGCCGGGCCUGACCGGCCACGACACCCAGGAAUGGGACGAAGACGGGCUCGAGCAGUUCUUCGACGAGCUGACGGGCGAACGGCUGAGGCCGAAGGACGUCAGGGAGGUCAAAGUCAAGGAAAUUGAGUUUCUUCGUACUUUCCCCGUCUAUGAGGAGGUGCCGGAGGCGAUGGCCAAGGGCAAAAGGUUCAUCUCGACACGGUGGACCAUAACCAACAAAGGGGAUGUGAACGCACCAGACGUUCGAGCUAGAUUCGUCGGGCGCGAGUUCAAGUGGAAGUCGCCGGCGAUGGAGAACACUUUUGCCGCGACUCCACCACUGGAGCAGUUGAAGUACCUGUUGUCCCGGUUCCAGUCGCGCAGGAGGGGUCCAGCCAGGAGCCCCGGAGAGCGAAAGAUCCUAGUCUUGGACGUCUCUCGAGCGCAUUUUCAUCCAAAGUGCCGCCGGGAGCUGUACAUCCGGCUGCCAGAAGAGGACGCUCAGGCAGGCUUCGCCGGCAGAUUGAUGCGCACCCUGUACGGGACACGGGAUGCAGCAAAAGCCUGGGACGAAUUCUUCAACGAAGCGAUCGUCAGGCGCGAGUACGAGGUGGGGCUGUCAUCACCUUGUCUGUACUAUUGCGCUGCCGAGGACAGUGCUGGGUGGCGCCACGGAGACGAUUUAGUUUUCGAGGGGCCUGAUGAGUGGUUAGACUGGCUCGGAGAGUGCCUCCGGAGCGUGAUGAUCCUGAAGAGACGUGCGAAGCUUGGCUGGGACACAGCAGACGACAAGCACGUGACCAUCCUGAACGGGUUGGUGGACUCGAACGAUGCGUCUCGGAAGUUCCCGUUGCGGGACCGGCCCAGCAGGAUCGACGUGUACGCAGACAGCGACCGGGCUCAGGACCCUGAUCGGAAGAGCGUGUCUUGCGUAGUCACCAUGCACGGCGCGCAGUGUCUGCGAGUGCAGGUGGCGACCCAGACGGCCCCUGCAUUGAGCUCUGGCGAGGCGGAGUUUGUGGCCCAGGUCAAGGGCGGCUCCACCGCCAUCGGCAUGAGAUCGAUGCUCCGAGACAUGGGGGGACAGGUGUCCAUAGACUUGCACACCGACAGCACGGCAGGCAAGGGCAUCGCGUCAAGAGUGGGCUUGGGCAAGGUCCGUCAUCUUGACACGGGCUUGCUCUGGCUACAACACCACGUCAAUCGCAGAGGCCUCCGGAUCAAGAAGGAGACUUUCAUGAAGUUGAUGAAUUUCAGAGAGGCCACAGGACGGCACCCGAAGGCACUGAAGAUUGCCAGAGAAGCGGUCGAGCCGGAAGCGGGCAGCACCGCGCUGGCCGACGAGCACGACUGA